Messenger RNA from Alternaria rosae, 2248 nucleotides. RefSeq lists its product as uncharacterized. The coding region runs from base 146 to 1888 and encodes 580 amino acids. The record is from RefSeq and is a predicted model, not a curated record. Lineage: Eukaryota; Fungi; Ascomycota; Dothideomycetes; Pleosporales; Pleosporaceae. The transcript has 2 exons.
AACUGUUCAGCCUUGGUAUCUGAUCGGCGUUCUUGUAUUUGUUCAUACGCAAUCCUCCUUCCUGUAUUCGACAUUGCGCCUUACAGACCACCGGCUUUCUGUUAUUCUCUUCGUAUUUGCCCACACAAACUUGCCUCCUGCCAUCAUGGUCAACGACAACACCGCCUGGAGACGACGGCUAGUGAUCUGCUGCGACGGCACAUGGCAAUCUAGCGUCAGCAGCAAAGACAACAUACCCUCAAAUGUUGCCAGGCUCUGCCGCCUGAUCGCCCGUGUUGGCACGGACAAGAACGACGCCUCGAAGAAAUUCCAUCAGAUCGUGUACUAUGACUCUGGGAUAGGAACCGGGAAUCUCAGUACCUCUGAGAGGCGACGACAAGGCGGCACAGGAGCUGGUCUCGCGGAGAACGUCAUCGAAGCCUACAACUUCAUUGUGCAAAACUACGAGCCAGGCGAUGAGAUCUUCUGUUUUGGGUUUUCGAGAGGCGCCUACACGGCGCGUGCGGUUGCCGGACUGGUUUCGGAUAUCGGUGUGAUUGCACCAGUCAACAUGCAAUUCUUUCCGGAGCUAUAUCGUCUGUAUCAAAGGAAUGAAGAAGGUGUUGACUUCCGUGAUACGGAUGAAUACAGAUGGUUCACCAAAGGCAAGCUCAGCGAGAAGGGUCUGCAGAUGGAGAAAGAGGGCGUAGAUGUCAGGAACAUCGACUGGCGUGAUCUCAAACUGCUGGCUGAAGUAUGGGAGAUUCGACCGCAUGGUGAGCUUGCUGUCAGCGAGGGUAGCAGGAAGGUGAAGGUGGUUGGCGUGUGGGAUACGGUUGGCUCGCUGGGUGUACCUGAUCUGAUUGGUAUUGAUCUGGCGUGGUCGAGGACGAAGUAUGGGUUUCACAACGUCGAGCUGACGGAGAAUAUCGAGCAUGCAUUUCAGGCGUUGGCUUUGGAUGAACGUCGGAGGGCUUUCCGCCCGACUCUCUGGUACAUUCCCAAGAGUCUGGUCGACGAUCCCGACAGACCAACACCGGAGCUGAAGCAGGUUUGGUUUCCUGGCGUUCACACCAAUAUUGGCGGUGGUUCACAAGACGCUUUCGGUGAUAUGAAGGGAGAUUCGGAAAACAUCUCCACAGCAACCCUCUGCUGGAUGCUUCAAGUCAUCUCCCCUUAUCUUACCAUCGACCGCCGUGCCUUCCAGCUAUCCAUGGACCAGUACACGCGCUGGCUAUUCCGACUCCGCUUUGCCUGCACCUAUCACCACCAGAACAUCCUCCAAAAAGCGUGGAACCUGCUCCCAACAAUCUCCAUUCCAGGUAUCGGCCGCGACACGCUCAAAGCCCCGCCGCGUUCUCCACCGCACUCACACACCAACUUUGACUUCAGCUGGGGUACAGGCCCCCUCGUAGACUCCUACAGCGGGAUAUACUACUUCAUCGGAUCAUGGCAACGCAUGCCCGGCCACGAAGAAGUCGAGUGUUACAACGAGGACACCAAAGCGCCGAAAUGGACCAGACUCCGUGAUCUGGGCGAUACAAACGAAUACAUUCACCCCAUCGCCUACUACCGCAGUCUCGUCCGCGGAUGGGACAAACACUCUCCGCUGAAGCAUGGCUGGAACCGAGGUAACUGGCGCACGAAAGAGGAUGAUACGGCAAGGUUUUGGUGGUACAAAGAUGGUGAGCAAGAGAAGGGUGCGAUCCCCGAGUGGAUCAUGAUGCCGAAUGAUUCCGUGGAAGAGUACAAUUACGAGAGAAUGUGGUAUAAUAAGUGUGAGGAGGUUGCGGGCAUAAUGGAUAAGGUGGUUGGCAAGGAGGAUUUCCGCGGCAAGGGGUUCUUGGAGAAUUUGGACAAGGAGAUUGAUCUAGGGGUUGAGGGAAUGCCAAAGGAUGUUGCGCCUUGAGAGGGAGGGAGGGUCGCGGAAGACAAGGAAGAAACCGAGUGAGUUUGCCGCAUACAUUGGGUCAAUAUCAACAGACUACAAAAUCUGACGUUGAUGUAGGCUUCAACGUCUUGAGAUUUUGCCCUGAUUGAGAUGGUGUGGUAGAUGAAGUGGGUGGUAAUGCGGUCGGAUUGCGAAUUGUGGGAGGCAAUAUUCUUUGAGGAGCUGGUCUCUUGAGAUAAUGUACUCAAUUCGUUAUGGUAGAGGAGUACAACAGCGUUGAGGAAAACAUCUAAACACUUAUAUCACCAGCCCGACUGAUCUUAACCAGAGGUACGCACAUACGUGCAAUUGACCUAAUAGCAUACAUAGGAAAUUUCA